UUACUGACACACUCUCCUACAGGAAUGUGCCAGAAAUGUAAAUAGUGUCCAUGUCCGAUCUUUAAUGUAAACUCUGCAAACCCUUCUGUUUUUAUGACUACUAAACGCACCUAUAGGUGCACAUUAUUUUUUGCUAACUGAUGCGUCCAGACCUCUGUGGGAUUUCACUAUUUAUAUGCUAUCAUUAUGACCAAAGAUAUAGUUGUUGGGGAUGAAUUACCAGACUGGGUGGGGGCUAAAGACUUUUACCAGAAAUAUGACCCCAAAGAGGUCAUUGGGAGGGGGGUUAGCAGCGUUGUGCGCAGAUGUGUGCACAGGCACACUGGGCAGGAGUUGGCAGUUAAGAUUAUUGAAAUAACAGCAGAAAAAAUGACUGCCCAGCAGUUGGAGGAGGUGAAAGUGUCCACACUGAAGGAGAUUCAACUGCUCAACAUGGUGAAAGGACACCCCUCAAUAAUUACACUUGUGGAUUCCUAUGAGUCGGCAACUUUCAUAUUUUUGGUAUUUGACCUUAUGCGACGAGGGGAGCUAUUUGACUACCUCACUGAAAAAGUUACUCUGAGUGAAAAAGAAACCAGGAGUAUUAUGCGAGCUCUGCUGGAGGCUGUGCAGUACCUUCACUCCCUCAACAUUGUCCAUCGAGACCUCAAACCUGAGAACAUUCUUCUUGAUGAUCAGGGACACAUUAAACUGUCUGACUUUGGUUUCUCAGUGCAGCUACAACCAGGAGAAAAACUUAGAGAGCUUUGUGGGACACCUGGCUAUUUGGCACCUGAAAUCUUGAGAUGCUCAAUGGAGGAAAUGCAUCCAGGCUAUGGCAAAGAGGUUGAUCUUUGGGCUUGUGGAGUGAUCCUCUUCACCCUCUUGGCUGGGUCUCCUCCUUUCUGGCAUCGUAAACAGAUGCUGAUGCUGAGAAUGAUCAUGGAAGGGCGCUAUCAGUUCAGCUCUCCGGAGUGGGAUGACCGCUCUGACACUGUGAAAGACUUGAUUUCCAGGUUGCUUGUGGUGGACCCUGCUAUCCGUCUGACAGCUGAGCAAGCUUUGACACAUUCCUUCUUCCGACUUUACCAGAAAGAAGAGUUGCGAACUUUUAGCCCAAGGAAGUCUUUUAGGGUGUUGAUUGUCUCUGUGUUGGCCUGCAUUCGAAUGUACAGUCGAUACCGCAGGGUCCGCCCACUAACCCGGGAUGUUUUGGCAAGAGACCCUUAUUCCAUCCGGGGGGUUCGUAAGCUCAUUGAUGGCUGUGCUUUCCGGAUUUAUGGGCACUGGGUGAAGAAAGGUGAGCAGCAGAAUCGUGCAGCUCUCUUCCAGAACACAGCUAAAAUUGUCCUUUUGGGCCUAGAGGACUUUGACACCUAAAUAUCCUCAUUCCUUGUAUUUUUUAUUUGACCACAUGCAUUUCUGCCAUGUUUGUGUCUGUCUUUUAUCAAGUUAUAUUUUUAGACUGUUUUAAGAAAGACCUGUUUAUUUGUUUGCCUUAAUUUAAGCCUUGGUUCUGCAAUUUUAUCUCUGGCACGCACACUGUAAAGUAAAAUGCUUUUUCUCUUUAGAUUUUAGUGUGUAUGUUAGGUCCACAUGUUUGCACUGGCACAUUACCAUUAACUACAUUGCACAAUUACUACAAAAAAAAACAAUAACUGUUUAUUGUGUUCAUUCUCAGUGAAAACCCAUCCAGGUACUGUGUGUGUUGUGAUAUAGGGAUGCUGUAUUAACCAGUAUAAUUAUUUAGUAUGAUAUUACUUGAUGUAGUGAAACUAUUACAUUCUAAGGCAUGUUGCUAUUAAAAGACCUACUUACACAAACUGUGAAUGGUUUUACUGUUUAAAAAGCUCUGAAGCACUGGCAUCUUUUUCAUUAAUAUUUGAAGAAUGUGUAACUAAACCAUCUACUUAUGAGGAAAUAUUGAUCAAUUCCUUGUGAUGACAAUAAAACAAACAUUUCA
Messenger RNA from Periophthalmus magnuspinnatus, 1942 nucleotides. It is a transcript of the gene phkg2, whose product is annotated as phosphorylase kinase, gamma 2 (testis). Gene Ontology annotation, molecular function: ATP binding; calmodulin binding; phosphorylase kinase activity. Gene Ontology annotation, cellular component: phosphorylase kinase complex. The transcript has 10 exons. Bases 187 to 1359 code for a protein of 390 amino acids. Lineage: Eukaryota; Metazoa; Chordata; Actinopteri; Gobiiformes; Gobiidae. The record is from RefSeq and is a predicted model, not a curated record. Gene Ontology annotation, biological process: protein phosphorylation; glycogen biosynthetic process.